AUGUCAGGCUCUGAUUGUUCCACUAGUGAAGAGGACUUUGAGCCUGUAUUACCAGGGUUUACCUCUAGAGUGGCUGACUACGAGCCUAUGUUAAAGCAGCAUCGAACCGACGGGGGUGAGGAGGCAGUCGACCAAAAAGAUUCAUCAAUACAUCCGACCCCUGCUUCCGAAAAAGUAGCCACUUCGCUCACAGACGACAAGGAGGUUGCGGAGAUAACUACGGUGACAGAGGUCGAUAUCGAGAAGUUGUUGUGGGAUUCCUAUUCUCAGCAUGACCUUCCCACUUCCGAGCUCUACGAACGCAGCUUUCUUCAUGACAGUGAUGAAGCCGGAACGCAAAUAACCCACACAGGGAAUGAAGCCGCAGGACCAGCUGCCGGGGCCGGUACAGUAGCCAUAAGAGAUGUUGCGGCGAUGACGGAUGCACUCGGGGGCUUGAUUUUUUCGAUAGAUUCCAAGGGAACCAUUCGCGUCUGGAGAAAGCUUCCAUGUGGCGUGCUUUUUAUGGGCAGCUUAGGAAAUUUAUUUCAUUCUGUGAUGCCGAAAAAGACCUGUGAAGCGUCGGUGGGUCAUUCUACUGACGAGGACGCUCAGACAAGGGAUGUGUAUCAUUACUUUAUUCGCACUGACUCUGAUAUGCAGUGGCUCUUUUUCAUCCAAGUCGUCGAACACCACGAUUUCUUGGCUUUGUCUCAUAAAGACAACAAUGCAGUUCCUACCAUAGGGAUUAGGGUCACCUUACUUUCGGUCAAUCCAACAACACUUAGGGUUGAAUACCAAAACCAGGCUCGCUUUGAGGUUCCUGCGGUUUGCAUGCGCCUCGGGGAUAUGAAAUUGCACUCCACGGGGGAGGGGCAGGGCACGUCUUCUGGGGUGAUUGUACCGCAGUAUACAAGGCAACCGUUUUUAUUACAGCAUCAACACGAGCCUCACCUCACCUUUUUCACAAAGCGGAUACCUGAGGCGGCGCAUCAUCUUAACGGAGGGGGUGGCGAUGAUAUUGGUGUUAUCUUAAUUCCGUGUGCACCUCCCAGAGUGCUCAAAACCGGUGGGGGAGGCCACUGUCAGGUUUAUAUGCCUGCUAAAAUAAGCGUUGCGAAUCUUAUAAGCUGCUGUGCGCAGCAGCGGCAUCCUCCAGCAAGUGGGCGAAGUGGGGGUCCAGGAGCCUCCGGAAGCUACCCUGUUGUUUUGGUGGAUGACCGCGGCAUUAUCGACUACGCCGUAAUUUCCGAGGUGAGCAAUACCGAUGAUGAAGUAUUGAGGAGUUAUGAAGGUACUGCUCACGCUAAACUCACACUUAAGAUUAUUGGUGGUUUGUCGAUGGGGCGCGCGGCAGGGCCAAAUUCUCCGGAUGCAAGUCUGGCAAAACGAUGGGUUAACUUUGAUAGUCGUCAGCGCACAAAUUUUUUUGCGCUCUUGCGCGACGCACAAGCCCACAGGAAGAAAAAGAUAGCGGAAUGCACGGCUGAAGCUUCCAUUAAAGUUGGCGAAAAGCCGAACAGUGGGGAAAAGGUCAAAGACAGUAUCGUCACCGUAGGCGUAAUGCCCUUAAAAGUAGAACUGAUCUCCAAUGGCAGGUAUUUUGUGAUUCUCAGCGUUCGCUGGACUGCGGUGCCCAUCGCCGCGUUUGCCACUAACAACUUGGGGUCAACCCCAAUCCUACCGAAGUGGUAUCGAAUCGAAUUCGAGCAGUGUCUUCAUAUUUUUCAUUUUGCCACCGGUAUUUGUGCUGGUAGACAUAGCCAAUGGGUUUGUGCGGCGCGUUUAAUCUUAGGCUCCGAUCCUCAAUCUGGACUCGUACCAUAUAUGGAUGCCCUUACACACCAAUCGGCGAUGGAGCUUAGUGUAGUGGACUCCCCGAAUGCCUUUUUGGCUCCCGAAGGAUGGACCGCUGGGGCGAACACGCACACGUGCCCCUCUGUGAAGUUUAACCACACACCAACAAUGGCUCCCUGCGUUUACCUAUGGGUGCCGGAAUUCUUUUUGCCCAACCUCAUGGGCCUGUUUGAUGAGAUAGCGCCGGAUCAAAGGGUGACGAUUGGUCAGAAAACCCACACCAUGGAGAAUAGGAUCUACGGGCGGCAAGUGGGGAUAUUUCAAGCAUCUUUUUACCGCACCCAGGCUAUGUCCGCAUCGCGAUCGGCGGUGAUGGCGCGUAUUAUUCGCCUACCUCGGGGCAUUGGCGAAUUGGAGUGCGCCAUACGUGAUGCGGGACCCGGAACACGCGCUACCCCUGAGGUGGCGUCUGGCCUCGUUGACUGUGAACUCAGUGAAAGGCUCCUCAGGACAGGGACAGGGGGCUUUCACGCCCCCUGCGUCCUUCUUCGCAGGGCGGUGGCCCCAUCACAGGACCUGAAGAAUCUUCUAAUUCAGUCCCAUGUCGGCUCGAGGCUCGCGCCGGAGGAAAUUAAACGUCUUCUUAGCGCACCAAGUCGGCCGAUACCGCAACCCCGCGACGGCGACCAGGUUCAAAGUUUUCAGGAAGAAGAAAGUCCUAUGGCCUCGGUGUACCCCCUUUUGAUUACGAUUUCUUUCCCAUCUUUAGUGGCUCCCGCGUCUUCUGUAGGAUCGUGCUUGCCAAACGAGGGUUCUGCUUUUGCAUUGCUGAUUUAUACAGCCAUGGUGGAUCCCGUUAUAGUGUAUGAACUCAAGCUCGACCUAGCAGACCUUACACGGACAUCCAGGACAGAGGCUGACAACGCGACACCUUUAGAGAUAAACUUAAAAGGGACUAGUGAGGGACCGCAGUGCGCUGUUCAAGCAACUUUGAUCGAUGAGCAGACCAGUUCUCAGAGGAUUGAGGAUCGCUGGCAGGCCGCCCUUCUAAAGCUUCAUCGGCAGCGUGACUUUAAUUGUGCGGAGCUCCUGGGCAGGCAGAGCGAUUCCAAUCAUCUGUGUAGUAAUUCCGUCGAGAUCCCGAAGCAUUUUACAGAAUCAUCAAAUAGUCUGCUCUUGAAGGAUACCGAGCAAGAGGAAACAGACAUUGGGAAGGAUUUUAUGAAAGAGAAGGGGGUUUCCGAAGAACCGUUGGUAUGCGAUGAGGAAAAAGAAGUGGAAAAACUACAAAUGCUACUCAAAGCUACGAGACCUGAUCUCCUUCUUGCCAAGGAGCACUCAGAUCACGCGGUUUUGAAGAAUAUAUCCCAUUUACAGCAUGCACUGGUGCAUGUCCAUGGGUACGGUACUAUUUACGUUCGUCUGCUUCCGCAACUUGCACCGCUAGCAGUUGAAAGGCUUUAUCGUUUAGCGCUACGUGGGGACUAUAAUAAGACUCUUUUUCAUCGCAUCGUUCCAACAGCCAUUGUUCAGGGGGGGCACCUUAAACGAAAUGAGACCGUCAGAGAAAAUGAUUUGGAAGGUGAAAAGUUCUCUUCGGAUGAAGACGCACUAAGUUUUCCAUUCUUUUCACAUACACAAAGCUUCGUAUGGUUGUGUAUGCCCAAUAUAAAAGAGGGCACAAAUGCAUCGCAGUUCUUUUUCACGGUGCCAAACGCUCCUGAGAUGCAGAGCCUGAACGGCUGUCAUACGGUGUUGGGACUUGUCGUUGACGGAAAGGAACUCAUUGCGCAGAUUAGUCAAACUCCUCUUAACGAAGAAAAUGGUAUGCCAUUGACCGAUAUCGUUAUUGAGCGUGUUGAUGUGUUUUAA
This is a messenger RNA of Phytomonas sp. Hart1, 3648 nucleotides long. The record is from the annotation of a GenBank genome assembly. NCBI's taxonomy places the organism in Eukaryota, Euglenozoa, Kinetoplastea, Trypanosomatida, Trypanosomatidae.